This is a messenger RNA of Darwinula stevensoni, 891 nucleotides long. NCBI's taxonomy places the organism in Eukaryota, Metazoa, Arthropoda, Ostracoda, Podocopida, Darwinulidae. The record is from the annotation of a GenBank genome assembly.
AUGACUCGUUCUUACGAAUCUCAUUGGGUCGGCUUCCCGCCGCCGACCCGACGAGAGACGCGGGUGAAGGCCGAUCGAUGUUCGGCUGGCCCUCAGCUGGCGGUGCCGCUCUGGCGCGCCCGCCACGAUCUCGCUCGUGCUUCCAGCGGCCCGCCACGAUCUCGCUCGUGCUUCCAGCGGCCCGCCACGAUCUCGCUCGUGCUUCCAGCGGGAGGAUUCCUGGAGUACAUUCCAAUCACCCUUCCUGGAACUCUGCUCAGCAUCCCUGGAUUCGAAGGACCCUUUCUGACCAGGAACGAAUUGUUUCGUCGGGGAUUUUACCAUCUGCAAUUCAACGAUUGCGUUUUUAGAAGCUUGGUUCAGGGAUACAGAUACGUUGCCGUCAUGGACACUGACGAGAUGAUUGCUCCAAACACGUCAUAUAAGACCUGGCCCGAAAUGAUGCGACACCUGGCGCCCGAAAUUCCUCGAUACGAUUGCUAUUACUUUCAAACCAGGAUUAUUUUGAUGGAGGAGGGGGAAACUACCGGAUGGCUACAAGCGCAAGAUGCGAAGUUGAGGCAUGUGAAUGCAGCAGAAUUCCCCAAAUCGGCUUCUCGGAUGGGAAAGAGCAUCUGCGUGACAGCGACUCAAGUUGUCAUGAUUAACCAUAUCGCGAGGACGUGUUACCCUGGCGACCGCCCGUGUUCGGUGCAGUAUGUCCCUCUCGAAUUUGGCGAACUCUAUCAUUACGGGAAAUGCUGGGUCGGAAACUGCACCGGAUCGGGUGGGAACGACACCUGCGAUGGACAGAGCUGUGAAGUGGUUCGCAAGACUUCUCUCCUGGUCCAUGAGGACGCCGUCCGGCGAGAUGUGCGCCACGCGUUGCAAGAGCUUCUGCUCCUUCCUUAG